AUGCCAAAUAGCACGCGAACCAUUUCCAGCUCUCUUGAGAAAAGUGGUAAAGAACCACCAACAUAUGGGCAACCUAUUGGAGAAGCACACUCUGUGUCGUCCGUUCCAACUAUCUGGCCGUCGUCAUAUUCAGGCAUUUCUUCUUUAAGUGGACAACAAGAAGUAGAAAACUUUAGUUUCCAAGGCAUGAAAAAUGGUGUUGAUUUACUGAGGAAGAAUACAACUGAGGCGACAAGCCUUCAAUUGCCUUCUUUUGCCGGUGGGUCACAAAUGUCAUUCAGUAAAACAACUGUGAUUCAAACCAGUCCCCAGUCUGAAGUAGCCAAUCUCAAGCAUCUGUUGGGCCAUUCUUCUAACAGUCAUCAACCGAUUACGCAAACCAAUGCUAUUGUUUGUAAUGUAGCUGCUAAGCCACGAGUUCGAGCGCGGCGUGGUCAAGCUACGGACCCUCAUAGUAUAGCUGAAAGGCUUAGAAGAGAAAAAAUUGCAGAAAGAAUGAAGAAUCUUCAGGAACUUGUCCCUAACUCUAAUAAGACUGAUAAGGCAUCGAUGCUUGAUGAAAUCAUCGAUUAUGUAAAAUUUCUUCAGCUACAAGUAAAGGUACUAAGCAUGAGUCGGCUCGGCGCAGCUGGUGCGGUUGUACCUCUAAUCACAGAUGCCCAGGCAGAGGAUACCGGAAGCUUGCAUCUAUCACCUAUCAGCCAAGGAGCAGACACAUUGGAGUCCCAAGAUAGUCUUGCCUUCGAGCAAGAGGUUGUGAAACUAAUGGAGUCCAGUGUCACCACUGCCAUGCAAUACCUCCAGAACAAAGGUCUCUGCCUCAUGCCGAUAGCACUCGCCACCGCCAUCUCCAACCCGAAGGGUUCUGCUGCCUCGAACCCCUCGGAUCGACGAAAACAAGAUUUAAGCGAACGAAAUGAUCACCUCGACGAGUUGAAUCGCUGUAGUGGUUUAUCUGCGAAACAGGAGGAGUUCACCCAGUCCAUGAGUAAUGGGAGGUUGCUUCAAUAAGAUGAUUACAAUGCACUAAAUAAGGGAUCCAUACAUGACCCAAUCAUAUAAGAUAAAUUAAAUUAGUUCUCAUCCUUCAUAAACCAACCCUAUCCGAUUACAAAGGUUGAUAGGGUUGGUUAUAGUGAUACAUUUUAAUGGAUGGUUGUAGAUAUUCCCAAUAAUUUAGGGGGAUAGUUUGAUGAAAUUAUGAAGGAUGAGAACUAGUUUAAUUCAUUUCAUGUGAUUGGGGCAUCUGUGGAUCCCAUACUUGGUGCAUUGUAAUCUACUUAUUAUUUAUUAUUUAUGUUAUUAUUGUUAUUAUUUGUUUCGAAUGAAUUUCAGAUUAAAGAUUAUUUAGGGACUUUUAUGUGGUGCCAUUUCCAUGAUUGUGAUAUGGAAAUCAGCCUCUAGUGAUAUUAGAUUGAGUUGUUUGUUUAUGGUGGAGUCUCUCAAUCUUUGAUGUUUUAGGAUUUUUAUGUUACAAAGAUCAAAGUUGUAGGAGUCUUGACUUGGGGUUAAUUGCAAUAGGGCUUUAUGGUGAAACUCUACAAGAGUAAUUAGGAUGGGUUUAUCUUCCAAUAUUGAAGCAAAGGUGGUUUGCUUUAUAUUGACAAAACUCCCACUUUCUACCCUUCAUAGCUACUUUAAAUACAAAAGAUAGCA
Phalaenopsis equestris is the source of this 1656-nucleotide messenger RNA. RefSeq names its product transcription factor bHLH66-like. Gene Ontology annotation, cellular component: nucleus. The coding region runs from base 1 to 1011 and encodes 336 amino acids. NCBI's taxonomy places the organism in Eukaryota, Viridiplantae, Streptophyta, Magnoliopsida, Asparagales, Orchidaceae. Gene Ontology annotation, biological process: regulation of transcription by RNA polymerase II. Gene Ontology annotation, molecular function: RNA polymerase II cis-regulatory region sequence-specific DNA binding; protein dimerization activity; DNA-binding transcription factor activity, RNA polymerase II-specific. The record is from RefSeq and is a predicted model, not a curated record. The transcript has 7 exons.